Messenger RNA from Amoebophrya sp. A25, 2798 nucleotides. The record is from the annotation of a GenBank genome assembly. NCBI's taxonomy places the organism in Eukaryota, Dinophyceae, Syndiniales, Amoebophryaceae.
AGGGAAAACGAGAAACGGGUCUUGUACCUUGUGUAUAUGAACUCGUCGUUGUCAAAUCAGUCUACUGAGUCCUGAACUAAACAAAAAUGGCGACCGCUCGUCCGACCGUCUCUGUCUACAUGGCUGACAAGCCAGGUGAGACCGCCAAGAAGGGCGUCUGCCUUCCUUCGGUGUUCACCUCCCCGUUGCGCCCGGAUAUCGUCCGCUAUGUCCACCGCAACAUGAACAAGAACAAGCGUCAGGUAAAAUUUGAAACGAGAUGAAGUUCGUUCUAGUAUUUUUGGAUCCUGCAUAGUUCCUUCAUCGUAGAACAAGCGUUGACGAGCCUAGAAGAUGGCCUAAAAUCAAACUUAGGUUUCAAAUCUCGAUGUACGUGUGUAGGAUUCUAAAUCGUGCGUUCGCGACUCUGUAGUUUUGAUACUCAAAUCUAAAAAGGUGAUGUCUCAACACCAAUCGAAAUCCCAAACUCCAAUCUAAAAACAGGCCCAAGGCGUCAAGUACGAGGCUGGUUACGAUACUGCUGCUGCCUCUUGGGGUACCGGUCGUGCCGUCGCUCGUAUCCCGCGUGUCCCGGGUGGUGGUACCCAUCGUUCUGGUCAGGCUGCCUUCGGAAACAUGUGCCGUGGUGGUGGUAUGUUCAACCCGACCAAGAUGUGGCGCCGCUGGCACCGAAAGACCAACGUGACGCAAAAGCGUCACGCUAUGGCCACCGCUAUCGCUGCUUCGGCCGUCCCAGCCCUCGUCAUGGCCCGAGGACACAAGGUUGAGGAGGUACUGAGACCAAUUCACUGUCUAGGUUCUGUGGAACCAUGUCGCGUUUUUGCAAUUCAUCUUGUUUCUGUGAAAUAAUGAAUCUUUGGAGAAGAUUGAUCGUUUUAUGGGAAGACUGUUCUUUCCUUGAGCAACACUCAAUCCACAACACUCAUCAUCAAAAACUUUAGGUUCCGGAAUUCCCGUUGGUCGUCUCUGAUGACGCCAACAAGAUCGAGAAGACCAAGUCUGCUGUCGCCUUGUUGAAGGAACUCGGAUGCGGUGCUGAUCUCGAUAAGGUCUCCGACUCCAAGAAGGUCCGUGCUGGACGCGGAAAGGCUCGCAACCGUCGUUACGUUAUGCGCAAGGGACCCCUCGUCGUCCACAACAUGAGCAAGGAAGCCAUGACUGAAGGUACGUUACAGUUCUGAUUUCUAGAAUCUCUGAUACCAACCUGUGAUACAAUGAUGUCUUAGCACGUCUGGACGAAUCUGUGGUACUUCGAAUAUCCUCCUCUGUACCCAAAGAUGAUGACACUCUAUUUCUGGGAUCAACCAUCUGACUCUUGAGCUUUUCGGAGCUGAGAUUGUGGGGAUCUAAAAACGACAAGCAUAUGUCUGACCACAGCUUCUGCCAACCUUGUGUCAUAUCAUUUAGAAGGGGAAUAUCAAGAUGACAUUACAACCUUGGGAUCAACCAUCUGACCUUUCCGUGAGGUAUGGAGACCUAAAUUUACGACAAGCAUAUGUCUGACCACGACUCCUAUGUCUUACAAUCCGCUCUGAUCUCGGUGUGGCGUCCUAAAUUCAUGCUGGCUGACUAAGUACCUCGAUCCAAAUGUUCGAAAUCGUGCGCCAGUCCAUGCUUACGCUCAACAUUUUCUUGUGAGCGCAUCUGACUCCAACCGUCGAACGUGGAAACACUUGCCCAGUUAGGACUUCCGAUCUGAUCAAAAACAUCAACAUCACCACCAUAACAUAACAUCCAUCCCGAAAUCAGGUUCCUCUUUGGUGAAGGCUUUCCGCAACAUCCCGGGUGUCGAGAUCGCCCACGUCGAUCGCCUCAACUUGUUGCAGCUGGCUCCGGGUGGCGCUUUCGGCCGCUUCGUCAUCUACACCGAGUCCGCCAUCAAGCGUUUGGGAGAACUCUUCGGUUCCUACAAGACCGGUUCCUCCUUGAAGAAGGGCUACACCCUUCCGCGUCCGGUCAUGGCCAACGCCGAUGUCGCUCGUAUCAUCAACAGUAAUGAGGUUCAGUCUGUCCUCGUUCCGCGCAAGGAAGCCGUCAAGGGAUACCGCCAGCGCAAGAACCCGUUGAAGAACCGAUCCGUGCUCGGACGUCUCUGCCCAUGGGCAGUGACCGCCAAGCGCUUGGCCGCCUUGGCCCACAAGAAGGGAUCCGCUGUCCAGAAGUCCUUGGCCGCCAAGAAGGAGAAGAACGCCGCCAAGAAGGUCGCCCUGAAGGCUUCUUCCAAGGCCUACUUCAAGGAGCUCCAGGCCGCCUACAAGCCGGUCGCCGCCGCCACUGAGGAGGCUGCUGACGAAGAGUAAAUGUAAAUUUUCUUCUUCUACAACGGUGUGAAUGGAGACUAGACUAGUAGUUCGCAACUACGAAGAAGAUGGUAAAACAACUUCUAGUAGUCGUGGGGAAGAAAGAGGCGGACACCUCGAGUCGUAAAGUGCAACAGGUGGAAGGCAAGGAGGAGCUGCCGAUCUGAUGCGCGGAAACGGAGGAGAAGAAUAUCUCUCUCAAUAUACGAGUGCUUCUUGUAACUUGUUCCUUCAUGAUCAAGUCAUGGAAAUUACGAUGUAUGAAGGGGGAAGAUGAAAGACGGGACCGAAAAACAAGGGAUAUGACUGAUGUGAUCGCAUUGACUUCUCGAUGCUGUGGAAUUGAUAUGCGAAACCAAUCGUCAUGUUUUUUGUUAUCAGGAUGAGACUAAUAGACAACGAACGUCACCCCCUGGCACGCGCCAGGUACGAAGCCGGCCCUUCAGGCAUUAGGUCGAUCGAAGUAUGGGUCGUGCGCUGUUCAAAAUUUGUUAGCGC